AAAUUAUUAGUAAUAAUAUUAUUGUGUAAUAAUUUAAAUGAUUAGCUUACUUAACAUAUUUGUGACAAUAAUAUAAUCUAAAUUAUUUUUUUCUUUUUUUAAUAAUCUACUUUCUGUGCAUUCUAUUACAGAUCACUGUGUUGAUGGCAUUAUUACUUCAAAGUGAAAUUAUUGUGUCAAUCGUAGAUGCUACAGUCUACAGAUUCCUGCAUGAUUUGAUUCAAUAUAACAUCGCAGGCGUACCUGCCGUGCACGAGAAAACGGAAUGGAAUUUUGAUCCAGAGGUUGGCAAGCAAAGAAGGAGUCAAUACGAGCUGGAAAACGGACGUUUCGGUGAAUAUGCGAUAGCAAAGCUAGGAAUGGGCAUUGGAUACAAAGGUCCAUGGGGAGUGCCAGCGAAAAGUUGAAACAUUAAAUUAGCGAGUAAAUAUGUGAUGUUUUUCCAACACACAUUACAAUUUUGUUGACAUAUGUUUGAUCGAAUAUCCGACGUAAAUAUAAUUCACCAAAUAUAUUUUUUAUAAAAUCAAAGUUUUGAACGAUCCUUAUUAUUAAUAUUCACAAUACAACGUUUUAAUCGUGUCAUCGACAAUUGCGAUCGAAAGUGAUUAUUAAAGUGAUUUUCUUCUCUUAUUUUAAUACCGUACGAAUUUUUAGCUAAGUCAUAUUUCCGCCAAAUUUAUUUUGAUUAAAUAUUUGCAAUUAAUUAGAAUUAGAAUAAGUGCAGUGUAUAUCCGAUAUAUUAAUUAUUGAAUGGCAUACGCAACUUAAAGUAAUUAGAAAUAAUUUUAAAAACAUGAUCUCUUGAUAUUUUUGUAUUUUCUCAGUAUUUAUACUUCACGUAUAAUUUGCAAUCAAGCAAAUAUCAUUUUAUUGAUACUUUCAAAACACACAUCUUUUCGGAUAUUGCGAAAAUUUCACGGUCGACAUUCAGAUGAAGCAAUCAAAGUAUGUAGCACAACGUAUCUCGGAACUUUCACUUUAGACAUCGGGGAAAGAAUAAGGAUGGUGGGGAAAGGAAGAAAUUUAGACUGAGUUCUGACGCGAAUCUGGGAGGUUGGAUACAGCGCGUCGAUCAAUUUUAUUUUGUGGUAUUUGUUAAAUUGAUUAAUAAUUGAUCCGACUAACGAUUAAUAAUUGUUCUACCAAAAAGACACUUUUAUUUCGCACUAUUUUCAAAAUUGCUUACUAUUAAUCGAGAGAACAUUUCAAUUGAUUUGUCAUGGCGAGCUCUACCUCUGUAAGUAAUACCAAAUGAUAUUAAUAAACUGCAAAUAUAAUCUUUUGUAACCUAAUUAGGAAUAUAAUUUUUUGUUCUUGAAUCUCGAUCGCUUAAAAAUUUAAUCAACAGCCACGUUAUCUGUCGCAACUUUCUAAUUGUAACUUUGCAAUUGCGUCUCAAUUUUGCUUGAAACUCUACUCAUUAAUAUUUAACAAGUAGGUAUCGAGUUUUGCAAAGAAAUAUUCGUUAACAAAUAAAGCAAAUUUCUUUUUACUUCAUUAUUUUCCGAAACUUUCUUUUCAUUUUACAGUGGCCGACUAUAAUCACGUUAACAAUAUUCGCCAUUC
Molecule: messenger RNA, 1569 nt
Organism: Temnothorax curvispinosus
Lineage: Eukaryota; Metazoa; Arthropoda; Insecta; Hymenoptera; Formicidae
Exons: 2
Coding region: 144-407 (87 amino acids)
Source: RefSeq, a predicted model, not a curated record